Molecule: messenger RNA, 927 nt
Organism: Spinacia oleracea (spinach)
Lineage: Eukaryota; Viridiplantae; Streptophyta; Magnoliopsida; Caryophyllales; Amaranthaceae
Exons: 1
Coding region: 1-927 (308 amino acids)
Source: RefSeq, a predicted model, not a curated record
AUGGAAGAGAAGAUAGGUAUGCGCAUGCAUGUGUGUGGCAUGGAGGAUAUAAAGAGUGUUGGCAAUUUCUUUACUUGGAACAACAAGCAGCAGGGUGGUGAUAGAGUAUUUUCAAAGUUGGAUAGAUUUCUUGCAAAUCAAGCUUGGCAGAAUGAUUAUCCAAGUGUUGAAGUUUGUUUCUUACCUGAAGGGCAGUUUGACCACUCUCCUGGUCUUCUCACUGUCUAUCCUAGAAGUGAUGGAGGAAGGAAACCAUUCAAGUAUUUCACUAUGUGUAAAUCUUCUCCCCUUUUUCUUGAUAUUAUACAAAUGGCCCGGAAUUUCCAGUGUUCUGGUAGCAAAAUGUUUGUUUUGACCAAUAAAUUGAAGAAAGUUAAAGCCUCCCUCAAGGAGCUGAACAGAGUUGGUUUCACUGAUAUUCAGGCAGCUGAUUUGAAGGCUCACCAUGGUAUGAUUGCUGCUCAGGAGGGAAUGCAUCUUAACCCACAUGAUAAGGAGUUAGCAAAUCUAGAACUGCAAGCAAUUCAAGAGUAUAAAAUCACUCAUAAAGCCUAUCUAGAUUUUCUGAAACAGAAAGCUAAAGUGGAGUGGAUUAAAAAUGGGGAUGAAAACACUUCAUGGUUUCAUCAGAGUAUUAAAAGCAGAAGAUUGCAGAAUCAAGUGUAUAGUAUCUUUGAUGGUGUGUGGAGAGAUAAACCUGAUGAGGUGUCAGAUGCUUUCUUGGCUUAUUACACAGAACUUCUGGGAAGUGUUCAUGAUAACAGAACACAUGUUAUCAAACAGAUAGUACAGUCUGGUCCUAUCUGUCAGAAUCAUCACAAAGAUAUUCUCAAUGCUCCUUACACUGCUGAUGAAGUUAAAGCUGCUUUGUUUUCUAUUCCAGGAAGGCUCCAGGUCUUGAUGGUUUUGGUUCAUAUUUUUAUAUAG